AUGAAUUUCGAUGUUGGAGGUCCAUCAUAUUUAUCAUCAUCUUCAUCUUCGGAUGAUGAUAAUUUUCUGACCAAUAUCAUUGUAGAGAUUGAUGAAACCGAAGAAGUAAUUUGUGAGUACAUCAACAACAACAUGAUCAUCGCUAACAAUUUAUGUCAACAAAACUACCAACUGAUCCAUGGUGGCUCGAUUCCUGGUCAUGCAGUGAUCAAUCGCGAUCGAGAAAAUGCGCAUCAGAAUUUGGUCAUAGAUUACUUUGUCGAUAAUCCACGUUUUGGAGAAGAUAUGUUUCGUCGUCGAUAUCGGAUGUCAAGAAGUUUGUUCAUUCGUAUUGUUGAUGCAGUGAAAGAUCAUGACCAUUACUUCCAACAACGAAGUGAUGGACUUGGUAGAAUGAGAUUAUCACCGUUACAAAAAGUAACAGCUGUUUUUCGCAUGUUGGCAUACGGUCUACCAGCUGAUGCUACGGACGAAUACGUUAAAAUAGGUGAGUCAAUAACAAUUGAAAGUAUGAAAAGAUUUUGUCGUGCUAUAGUGGAGAUAUUCGCAGAGCGGUAUCUACGAACACCUAACGCUAACGAUAUUGCUAGGCUACUUUAUAUUGGUAAAAAACGUGGUUUUCCAGGAAUGUUAGGAAGUCUUGAUUGUAUGCAUUGGAAAUGGAAAAAUUAUCCAACAGCAUGGUCUGGGCAAUACACAGGACGUAGUGGGUCACCAACUAUUAUCCUUAAAGCUGUGGCAGAUUAUGAUCUUUGGAUAUGA
Messenger RNA from Asparagus officinalis (garden asparagus), 762 nucleotides. RefSeq lists its product as uncharacterized. The coding region runs from base 1 to 762 and encodes 253 amino acids. The transcript has a single exon. The record is from RefSeq and is a predicted model, not a curated record. NCBI's taxonomy places the organism in Eukaryota, Viridiplantae, Streptophyta, Magnoliopsida, Asparagales, Asparagaceae.